AAUGGUCCGACAGCCAAAAAGUGGGAUAUUCUAGCCCUCCAGGAAGCUUGCGAAGACCGACUACGCAACACCAAGUCCAAUCGACAAUGGCACACACUCUACCCGACGCAACACUACACCCACCCAGAACAAAAAACCCGUGCUGUUAUGCUCGUUAGCACAUCUCUGAACACAAACGAUUGGAAGCAGCUUCCCUUUCCCUCCUCGGACGUCGUCGUCAUUCAACUAUCCACCCCCUUCGGAAAUUGUACCAUAUUCAACAUUUACAACGACGGAAAGAAACAAGACACCAUUCACGCUCUCGAA
This is a messenger RNA of Suillus plorans, 306 nucleotides long. RefSeq lists its product as uncharacterized. Lineage: Eukaryota; Fungi; Basidiomycota; Agaricomycetes; Boletales; Suillaceae. The annotation marks the transcript as partial. The record is from RefSeq and is a predicted model, not a curated record. The transcript has a single exon.